AGAACUUUGACAGUGACACUGACAAAGACAAAAUAUCAUACCUAAUACAUAACCUCAAAAGAAAAAAGUACUAUUAUUUGUUGCUGUACGAAAUAAGUUAAAUUUGUGAAGUAUUAUAUCCUAAACCAAAUUCGUUUUGAAAUAAAUACCACGAUUGAUUCAGAAACGGCACGUGAACAAAGAAGAGUUGGAAUCCUUACAACGACUACGGCAAAGUUAAACGCAUAAAAUGAAACUCAUAACCCAUAACAUGUUAACAUCAAAGUGUUUAAAAGGUGUAAUGACUGGAUACCCACUGGCUAUUAACGCUACAGAUGUGAAGGUAAAGGAAGUAGAUUUUAAUCCAGAAUUCAUAACACGAGUCAUUCCGAAAUUGGAUUGGGAAGUACUCUGGGUUGCUGCCAAUAGCAUUGGUCAUGGUGAAGGACUACCCAAAACUUUAGAACCCAAAUUUGAAGAAGAUGAAGAUUUAUUGAAAAGAGUUCAUAAAGUUUUGUUAGAAGUAGAAGUUGAAGAAGGAAACCUUACAUGUCCUGAGUCCGGGAGACAAUUUCCGAUAUCAAAAGGAAUACCAAAUAUGUUACUAACAGAAGCAGAAGUACAAUGAGCAAAUGUUAGACAAAUUUUGGUUUUAAGUGUUACUUUAAGUAUGAUUUUAAGUUUAGGCAUAUGUACAGUCUAUUGAAUGUUAUACAGUAUUGUGUUUGAUCACAAUAAAAAAUGCCACAUUCUGAA
Molecule: messenger RNA, 735 nt
Organism: Spodoptera frugiperda (fall armyworm)
Lineage: Eukaryota; Metazoa; Arthropoda; Insecta; Lepidoptera; Noctuidae
Gene: Trmt112
Product: multifunctional methyltransferase subunit TRM112-like protein
Exons: 1
Coding region: 230-607 (125 amino acids)
Biological process (GO): peptidyl-glutamine methylation; tRNA methylation; rRNA (guanine-N7)-methylation
Molecular function (GO): protein heterodimerization activity
Source: RefSeq, a predicted model, not a curated record